GUGGAGAUAAGCACAGCCUGCUGUCUCAUACUGGAGGACGCUGGUAUAAAAACUCUGCUGCUCUUAACUGCACAGUUGCCUCCCUGCUGUCAUUCACAACAAUAUUGGCUUAGGAUUUUUUAAUCUUUGACCAUGUGUAAAGGACUUACAACACUCUCUGCAACAUGCUUGAAAAGUGCCAAAGACAUCAAGCACAAAAUAAGCUUCUUACUCCAGAAACCUGAACCCCAUGCAGCGGAUCAGAAGGAGAUAAAAGAGAAAAUUGCUACUGCUGCUGCAAAGAGGGUGCCUGAUGCAGCUGAGGUGGAGAAAUGGAAGGAGUCUUUCAGCCAUGUCGUCAGCAGUGAGACUGGUCGUGUGGUCUUCACCAGCUUCCUGAAGUCAGAGUUCAGCCAAGAAAACAUGGACUUCUGGAUUGCUUGUGAGGACUACAAAAAGACUCCACUGUCCAAGCUGGCAAGCACAGCCAAGCAGAUCUACCAGCACUACGUGGAGGCAGAUUCUCCAUGUGAGGUAAACUUGGACGCAGCAACCAGAGAAAAAACAAAGCAGGAAGUUACGAACGCCAGCCUGUCGUGUUUUGAUGAGGCUCAGAAGAUGAUCUACACGUUGAUGGAAAAGGACUCCUACAGGCGUUUCCUCAAAUCCAAACUGAUUGAGGAUCUGUGUCAGAUAGAGACUUGCAAUGUUCUGGAGAAGAAAGGCUGUGACUGGAGUGACAACAGGCAGGUGCUAGCUGGUGGUGCCUAAAUGAUAAAAAAAAAAAAACCUGUGAAGAUUUAAAGCAGGUGCCAAAGAUUGAAGAUGUGUGAGUGAACUAGAUUAAGAAAGACUAGAGAUUAGGAAAAAGAGUGUUCUUGAAAGUGACUUUGAAGGUUUAUUUCCAUAAGCAAAAUUUUUCUUUACAUACUUCUACUUACUGGCUUUGUUUGUUUGGUAGUCGUAUUCAAUAAAAAUAUGUUUUUCAUUUCUGCUUACACAAUCAGCUGUCUUAUAAUUUUCUGAAUCAGAGAGGUUAAUAAGGACAGGCUGAAUGUUUCACAUGUCCAUGCAUGAUACAAAUACUUUUAGGGUGAGAGAAGAAGCUUCUGGAAUCCCACCCAAAUAUAACAUCUCCUAGUGAAAUGGAAAACAAUCUAAAGCUACCUCUAGCCAACAGACACACCUUCAAAGGACCAUAUUUUGCUUAAAAAAGAUGUAGUCACCAAUGAAAAGAUGAAAUAAAAGUGAAAGACUGUUUAAAGACAUGAAAUGAAUGUUCACAUGUAGUCCUGUAGUCCAUGAUAUGGGGGGGGGGGGGGGGGGGGGGGUCACACUUUUCAUUGUGCAAAUGUGUUGGGAUAAAAAAGGGAUGAAAUCUAGAAUUUUCUGAAUUAAUCUCUGAAUUUGGAAACCAGUAUAAACAAUACCGGAAGAG
Molecule: messenger RNA, 1417 nt
Organism: Melanotaenia boesemani (Boeseman's rainbowfish)
Lineage: Eukaryota; Metazoa; Chordata; Actinopteri; Atheriniformes; Melanotaeniidae
Gene: rgs4
Product: regulator of G protein signaling 4
Exons: 5
Coding region: 133-750 (205 amino acids)
Source: RefSeq, a predicted model, not a curated record